Penicillium chermesinum is the source of this 372-nucleotide messenger RNA. RefSeq lists its product as uncharacterized. Lineage: Eukaryota; Fungi; Ascomycota; Eurotiomycetes; Eurotiales; Aspergillaceae. The record is from RefSeq and is a predicted model, not a curated record. Bases 1 to 372 code for a protein of 123 amino acids. The transcript has a single exon.
AUGGUCCGCCGCGCCAACAGAGUGCUCGAACAUGAUGCCCGCACCGUUGUAUGGACAAGUCGUCCACCCGAACGACCGACCCGUGGCUCCAGAGCCCUUAAAGGGAUACCCGGGCCAACUCGGGGUGGACGCACACCAGUCACACUACCCUCUACGUCUCCUUCAGACGUAAAAGCCUACCCUGGGCAACCGAUCGAAUUUCUUAAUGGAGGUCCUCAGCCCUAUGUUACACCUUUCGGGCAGCCGACUGGAUAUGCGACUGCGGUGCCUUUGCACUCGCUACAAUCCGCACCGGCGCCAGUGGAUUGUCCCAGCUGUGGAUAUCGGGAAAUGACGAAGAUAGAGGGAGUUUCAGGAAACACAGCCCAGUAA